GCGCUGGUGGACAAGGGCAGGUGGCGGCUCGGCGCCUCGCCUGACGCCGCGCGAGGGCAGGUCGAGCGGCGCAGCUGCACCACCUUCGACGAGUCGGGCGCCGCCUCCCUCGUCUGCCUCGCAGAGGAUGCGGGCGGCGAGGGGCGGCGAGAGUCCGGCAGUACCCCCGGGCAGCUCAGUGCCCCCGCCGAGCACGAGUCGCCGCCGCGCCGCCCGCCCCGGCUCCGCUCGCUCAAGGAGGCGUCGCUGAGCGAGGAGCGUGACUACGGCGUACCCGCCGGCGCACCCGCGCUGCCGGACGAGCUUCCGUUCGGCAUGCUCCACCCGUGGUGGUGCGACCUCAACACCGAGUCUGGGCGCGCCGCCACGCGAGGACAGCUCCGUCGUCGCGCAGAGGGCGCGCUCAAGGGGGUCUACGCGGCGAGCGUGCAGCUGGUUGGCGCGUGGAAGCGAGGCGGCGGCUGGCAGGCUGCGGCGCUGGAGAGGCUGCGGCUGGUUGCGAGGGUCGAGGCUGAGGGGCGCAGCCUCGCGCCACCCUCUGGAGGCCCACCCUCUGCAGGGGGGUCCGUGCGCAGCGCCCCCUCGGCCAGCAUCUCGAGGGACGCUGCCGCCUUGCUGGCCGCUCUCGGGCAGUGGGUGGACGCGGUGCGCGAGCACGACCUAGCGGCGCUCGGCUACGUGCACUACGCGGCGCUGCCGCCGCCGCAGCUGGCGCCCGCCGAGCAGAAGGGCUACGCCCCGCUGUCAGAGUCGGAGGGGGCGGAGCCAGCGGCCAGCUCUCGCUCUCGAUCAACCAUCGGCCGCUCGACCAUCGGCUCGCUCUCGGCCGCUGCCGCCGAGCUGACUCCGCCGCCGCUGCGCAGCUGGGCGAGCGGCGCGCAGCACUGGGAGAAGUACAGCUUCGAGGUUGGCAAGGGCGGCAGCUUCCCCGCCGGCAAGGGCUUCGGGGUCGACUUUGGCGCGGACCACGGCGCAGACGCGCGCGGGAGCGACAAGCUGCAGCGGUACACGGCGGCGCAGAUGGCGCUCCACAUCUGGCUGCGCGGCGCGCUCACCAGCGAGGGCGACGGCGCCGACGCAAUACGGCACUUGCGAGGCCUCCGCAGAGCGGCAGAGGCGUCGCGCGCCGCGAAGAGCAGCACGCGCAGCACGCUGGCGGAGGAGGGCGCGGCGAGAGGCGCCGACCGCGCGCGGAGCAAGUAUGAGCAGGCUCUCUUCGCUGCGCAGAGCGGGGGCACGCACGCGGUCGCCAUCUCGCUCCUCGCCGUCGGAGGAGCACUCGGCCGCGCGUCGGAGCUGUGCUAG
Messenger RNA from Emiliania huxleyi CCMP1516, 1305 nucleotides. RefSeq lists its product as hypothetical. NCBI's taxonomy places the organism in Eukaryota, Haptophyta, Isochrysidales, Noelaerhabdaceae. The record is from RefSeq and is a predicted model, not a curated record. The transcript has 8 exons. The coding region runs from base 316 to 1305 and encodes 329 amino acids.